CAGAAACAGCCUCAGAUUUUUCUUUCCCGGAGAUAGCCAGAAGUGAGUGGGCAUGGAGCGGCCGGCGGCGCGCGAGCUGCAGGGCGCCGACGCGCUGCGCCGCUUCCAGGGGCUGCUGCUCGACCGCCGCGGCCGGCUGCACGGCCAGCUGCUGCGCCUGCGCGACGUGGCCCGGCGCCUCGAGCGCCUCCGCCGGCGCUCCCUGGCGGCGCACGUGGCCGGCGGCGCGCUGAGCGCCGCGGGCGCCGUGGCCGCCAUCGUGGGCCUCUCGCUCAGCCCGGUCACCCUGGGCGUGUCGCUGGUGGCGUCGGCCGUGGGGCUCGCGGCGGCCACCGCCGGAGGGGCCGUCACCGUCACGUCCGACCUCUCCCUGCUCUUCUGCAACGCCCGGGAGCUGCGCCGCGUGCGGGAGAUCGCCGCCGCCUGCCAGGACCAGAUGCGCGAGAUGCUGAGCUGCCUGGAGUUCUUCCGCCGCGGCCAGGGCCGCGGGGACCGCCCGCUGCUGCAGUGCGGCCACGACGCCUCCGUCGCGCUCUACAACUCCGUCUACUUCCUCGUCUUCUUCGGCUCACGUGGCUUCCUCAUCCCCCGGCGGGCCGAGGGCGCCACCAAGGUUGGCCAGGCCGUGCUGAAGGCCAAGAUUCAGAAACUGGCCGAGAGCCUGGAGGCCUGCACCCGGGCCCUGGACGAACUCAGCGAGCAGCUGGAGGCCCGAGUCCAGCUCUGCACGAAGGGCGGCCGUGGCCACGACCUCAGGGCCUCUGCCGCCCAGCCCGCGGGGCCGUUUUCCUGAGAACAUCCUUUCCGCCUUGUCCCCCUGGGAGGCUCCAGCUUUGUAGCUCCCUCGGGAAAACACGAAGCUGGAUGAGGAGCUGAACUGAACGCAGAGGAUGGGAAAAACCGUUCUGGAAGCUGGGAGGGGGGAGGAGGGAGUCCUCACAGACCUUCUCAGCUCCCCAUCACAGGACAUCCUGCCUGGGGUUGAGCGCUAGGGGCUUCUUACUUGCCUCAUCCUAUGGGAUGGGUGACCUGAAAACUAUGUUUCCUUUAUCAAAACCGCUCAGUUCCACAACGGUGGGCGCUACGGUUUUAAAGCUGUUUCAGGGUCCCUGGCACAGCGUCUGGGGCGGUGUGGACAGCUUGGGGAGGGGCGGUGUGGACAGCCUCUGGGUCCUCUCCAAGCCCCACUAGGCUUUGAGGUCCUCAGAGUGUCUGUGAGAGGAGACGCUAGCUCUGAAACCUCUCUUUCGGCGUUUCUGAGUAUAAAAUGCUCCAGAAUCCAGAGCAAAUCAGACCCCCUCCGAGCUAGCAGGCUUCACGAGCCGAGGGGGCCCCCUCCCACUGAGGUGCCCUUCCCUCCCUCCUGCUUGUACACGCUCACAAAUCCAGCCUGGGGCAGAGUGCAUCUUCCUGGGUGGGGAGGGGGUCCUAGCCAGACCUCCAGAUAGUCUGGGACGGACCAACUAAAGGGUCCUGUAAUCCCUCCCUCCUCGCGACAAGAAGCGGAGGCCAAGGAAGAUCAAGUGACUAACAGCUUCAUUUACCGACAUCCUGGUGGACAGAAGAGAGCGAUGGCUUUGAGUUAGACAGUCCUGGGUUGGUUACUGGCUCUCUUGCUCCCGUGUGACCUUGGCCAGUUCAUUUCUCUCUCAGACCCGGCUUCCUGGUCUGUAAAACACACGCUAAAAGCUCACCCUGUUGUGAGGUAUUAAGUGGGAUUAAAGUGCCAAGCUCAGUGCCUGGCUCACAAAGUGCGGCCCCAGGACUGGCAACAUUAGAAUCACCUGGGAACUAGUUAGAACGGCAAAUUCUUGGACCCAGCUGUCAACUUGAGGGACCAGAAGCUGGAGGUGGGGCCCCAGCAACCUUUGUAUAAACAAGCCCACCGGGGUGAUUCUGAUAACCUAUUAAGGUUUGAAAACCACUGCAGCUGAUACUGCCAUGUGAUGCCCUCAUGAGCAUUCGUGAUGUCUUACGGCCUCUCCGGGAGCUCCGUGGUCUUCAGAGUCAUUCACAGAAGGUCAAGGACGGACAGUGUUCCAAAAGUAAAAGAAAGAAUGUGUGUGAGCGUGGGAUAGGUCAGUGCCUGCUGGGGCAAUUUCCCGCCGUGUGAAGUAAGGGAUAUAACACAGUAACCCCUUUAGAGGGCAGUGUUGCCCAAUCAUUGUAGAAACUGGUACCUAAAGGACUGUGAACUUCAUGCAAAUUGACCUUGGUCACCUUCUAUGAAAACUGGCAGACCCUGUGUUUUGUUUUUAAUUUAUUUUAAGUUUGUUAUUUAAUUACCGCUUCUUAUUUGCAUUUUAUUUUAUUUAAUCACCACACCACAUUUAGGAAGUAAUAGGAAUAGCAAGUGGCUGAAUGGGAGAAUAGGACGCUCUUUUAAGGAGAUGGGGUUGAGUUUGCCUUCCUCUGGGGGCUCCUGAGCUGCAAAUAACAUUACUCUCCUUGAAUAAGCCUCCCUCUGUCAGAGGGGAAUUUCAUUCGCCAGCAAACGUGGGAAGUUCUGAAUAGAGACGUGGAGCCGAAUUUAAGCUUAUCAGUGGAGGUUUGACUUGCGGGCUACGGAAAAGAUGCAAGCGUAUUUAUCCUGAAGGCCCUUUGCCAGCAAAUAGCACCUUAUCUGAACCUGUUUUAUUCAGGGGAAGAGCCCCAAUUUGGAGGUAUGUGAAGGACACACUCAGUCCUGUGAAAUGAUGUCUCAUGGGUGAUAGAAGAAAUAGCUUGUGUCAUGGUGGCGAUGUGUCAUACUUUCACUUUAGGGUCUGUAAGGAAUCUGUAAGCUGUCUCUAAGAAAAUACGUAUAAUUUCUUCAAUUUCCAUUCCUACAACUGCAAUGUUAAAAAAUAUGUUGAAAAGGCCUUGGGACCGCACACGCAACACUUGGCUGUGUUAUUUAAGUAUUUAAAAUGCUUAAAAUUUGCCCGGUCUACCCCCAGUCUUCCCAAUGAUGGCAGAAUGCCUGAGGAACUAUACUUUCAGUGCCGGGGGAAGGGGUUAGUGGCUGCAGAUUUUUAUUUUUCCUACAAAUUACAAUCGAUCUGUAUCCUGGUUUCUUUUGAAGUUGGUACUGGUUUCUUUUUAAACUGGUGUCGUUUCUUAGACUGCCUUGCAUAGAGAGCUAGCACUGGAGGUCACCAGAAUGUACUUUGCAUUGCCGUUUGUAUUAUAUCACACAGGUACAACUAUUCCCGAACUCCAGAUUUGUUAGUGCUUAAGUUUGAGUUAUAGUCUUCCAAAGGGUGAGCUGUUCCCUAAAAAUAAACCGGGCAUGUCAGGAAACAGCGGCAGCAAACUUUUCCUAUCAUUGGGGUGUUUUGGGGGAUGUCAAAGUCAAACUCACAAAGUUAUCAGUUCAGUGGCCCUCUUUACACCUAAGGAAGAGUGUCUACUUUGGAUUAACGCUUUGCACAUAAUAGGAACGCAAUAAGUGCAUUUGAAUAAUUGAAUGAACUGCUUAGCUACAUUAAUAGGAAUUCGUUGAUAAUGAAAGCUUAUCCAUUUUCUUAUGUGUCUGUUAUAAAGACUGGAGCCUCUAUCAGGAUUUAGUCAAAUGCAGUUAAAUGGAUUCUAGAGACAAAUAUUUAUUUAUUUCUUUUGUGGGAAUGUGAAUAAGGCUUUUCCUUAAGGCCUUCAUUCUAUAAACAAACAGACUGCAAUGGUAUGUUGUAAAAGGAAGAAGGGAGAGGAGUAUUUGGAUUACAAAUGUACUUCAGAAAAAUGUCCGAGUUUGAAAAAUAAAAUUUUUGUACUCGAGUG
Molecule: messenger RNA, 3759 nt
Organism: Hyaena hyaena (striped hyena)
Lineage: Eukaryota; Metazoa; Chordata; Mammalia; Carnivora; Hyaenidae
Gene: APOLD1
Product: apolipoprotein L domain containing 1
Exons: 2
Coding region: 53-793 (246 amino acids)
Biological process (GO): lipoprotein metabolic process; lipid transport
Cellular component (GO): membrane; extracellular region
Molecular function (GO): lipid binding
Source: RefSeq, a predicted model, not a curated record